CCAAUUCCCUCCGUCUCUCACAAAAACACACACAAAACCCUCUUCACCAAAAAAAAAAAAAAAAACAAAAAAAAUGGCAGACACACUACACCUUCGCGGCACAAUGCGAGCACACACCGACUGGGUGACAGCGAUCGCGUGUCCAAUCGACAACUCCGACAUGAUCGUGACGUCAUCUCGCGACAAAUCCAUAAUCGUCUGGCACCUAAACAAAUCCGACAAAACCUACGGCACAGCUCACCGCCGUCUAACCGGCCAUUCCCAUUUCGUCCAGGACGUCGUUCUCUCAUCCGACGGCCAGUUCGCUCUUUCCGGCUCAUGGGACGGCGAGCUUCGUCUCUGGGACUUAAACACCGGGACCACCGCCAGACGGUUUGUGGGUCAUACAAAAGAUGUCUUGUCGGUUGCUUUUUCAACCGACAACCGACAAAUUGUGUCGUCUUCUCGUGACAAAAGUAUAAAACUAUGGAAUACUUUAGGUGAAUGUAAGUACACAAUUCAAGGAGGUGAGGCCCAUAAUGAUUGGGUCAGUUGUGUUCGGUUUAGCCCAAAUACAAUCCAGCCCACAAUUGUAAGUGGGUCAUGGGAUAAGAAUGUUAAGAUAUGGAAUUUGAGUAAUUGUAAACUGAAAGCGAAUUUAUCGGGUCAUAAUGGGUAUGUGAAUACAGUUGCAGUAAGUCCAGAUGGGAGUUUGUGUGCAAGUGGGGGUAAAGAUGGAAAUAUUUUGUUGUGGGAUUUGAGUGAAGGGAAGAAAUUGUAUUCGUUGGAUUCGGGGAGUAUCGUUCACGGGUUGUGUUUUAGCCCGAAUCGGUAUUGGCUUUGUGCGGCGACUGAAGGGAGUAUUAAGAUUUGGGAUUUGGAAAGUAAGAGUGUUGUUUGUGAUUUGAAAGUUGAUUUGAAAACGGAGAGUGAUAUGGCUGUUGAUGGCUCUUCUACUGAGACCAAUGCUGGCAAAACUAAGGUUAUCUACUGCACAAGCCUAAGCUGGAGUGCUGAUGGAAGCACACUCUUCAGUGGAUAUACUGAUGGAGUAGUGAGGGUUUGGGGCGUUGGUCGCAGCUACUAAACUGCAUCUUUAAGAAAUCCGCAUGCUGCUGUAGGUACCAGAAAGCUAUUUAGGUCCAACUUCAUGUUUUGGUUAUUAUGACUUUUGGAGUUUCAAUUUUGGAGUUUAGUAUCUACUAUCUGUUAUUUUCUUUGUUACCAAGGAAAAGAUAUGUUUGCUUAAUUUUGUAGUUCUACUAAUACGUUUGGUUUUCUGACUUUUGAUUUCGACUUUACAACUGCACAAGGUGUGCUAGAUGCAUUAUGCAACUUCUAUGUUUGGUUUUA
This is a messenger RNA of Erigeron canadensis, 1332 nucleotides long. RefSeq names its product guanine nucleotide-binding protein subunit beta-like protein. The record is from RefSeq and is a predicted model, not a curated record. Bases 74 to 1066 code for a protein of 330 amino acids. Gene Ontology annotation, cellular component: nucleus; cytosol. Gene Ontology annotation, molecular function: translation regulator activity; protein kinase C binding; ribosome binding. Lineage: Eukaryota; Viridiplantae; Streptophyta; Magnoliopsida; Asterales; Asteraceae. Gene Ontology annotation, biological process: rescue of stalled cytosolic ribosome; positive regulation of protein phosphorylation. The transcript is spliced from 2 exons.